CCCACACGUGCUGUUCUAGAAACCAUGGCUCGUCACAUCGACGAAGAUAAGAUUCAUUUUUUAUUAUUAGAAGUCAAAAGCAAUGAGGUAAAUUCAUCUGCGAGAGAGCCUGAAGACCACAUUAAGGCUGAUCCAGUGCAUGAAAUGGAGGAUGAUGAUGAAGUUUCUAUUGUAAAUGAAGAGCAAUUUCCAGAUCAAGAUUAUGAGGCAAGUAGUAAUACAUCUUCGCAACGUUCAAUUGAAGACGCGAUACCUAGCACUUCAGCUGACCCUAGCGAUUUGAUUAUAAGACCAUCGCGUCCCAUUCUUCUUGGGAAAGAUAAACACAUAUGGUCAUCAGAACAGUCAAGGUCACAAAGCAGAAGACCUUCAAGGAACAUAGAUACAUAAGACGUAGGCCUGUACACUUUUUUCAAGAUAUUUUAGAUCCUCUUCAAUGUUUUUCAGGUAUAAUUACUGAUGACAUUACUGAUACUCUGCGGGACUCAAUCACAUAAAUUUUAA
Molecule: messenger RNA, 504 nt
Organism: Colias croceus (clouded yellow)
Lineage: Eukaryota; Metazoa; Arthropoda; Insecta; Lepidoptera; Pieridae
Exons: 2
Coding region: 25-390 (121 amino acids)
Source: RefSeq, a predicted model, not a curated record